AUGUACGACAGCGACUUUGUCGCCUCAGACCUGACGCAGGCGAUCGUCCUAGCAGGAGUGCGUCAUGAUGAGACCCUGCAGACUUUCGAGGAAGGCCCCAAGAGACGCUCACGUUGGUCGGAGUGCAAAGUAGCCAAGCGCGGCAAGCGAUGGGGCCUCCCGGACGAUAAGCCAUACAAGCCGCUGUGCUACGUGGAUUUGCCCAUGGGUCUCACGGAGAAGGAGAUCGACCAGUUUUUGCGCGAGCAGCGGCUCGAGGACCUCCACCGCAAGAUCCAGGCCCACGAGCUCGAGGACAUGGACCCCGACAUUCGCGCUCCCUCACCACCUCCAGUCUACGAUAAGGCAGGGAAUCGUUUGAAUACCAGGGACAUGCGCAUCAGGAAGGCCAUGACAGCCGAGUACAAUCGUCUCAUUAGGUACAUGAUCAAGCACGUCGACGGCUACCUGCCACCCGUGGAUUGGAAGCCGGCCAAGCUGCUGAAGAAGAUCAUCAUCCCCAUCGAGAAGUUCCCUCAGGCACCGUUCAUGGGAGUCAUCAUCGGGCCACGCGGCGUCAACCACAAGCGGCUCCAGGAGACUACGGGGUGCAAGAUCUUCAUCCGCGGCCGAGACAUCGGCGACAAGUGGCAGAGUGACGAGGAGGCAGCCAUGCCCCAGCACGUGCACAUCGAGGGGGACACCGAGGAGCAGAUCCUGUCCGCGGAGCGGCUCAUCGAGCCCCUGCUGAACCCGGAGAGCCCGGAGUUCGAGUACGCCAGGACACACGGCAUGCAGCAGCUCGCGAUGGUGAACGGGUUCACCCUCAACAAGGCAGAGCAGAGAUGCGGCAUUUGCGGCGCCCUCGGUCACUUGGGCUUCGAGUGCCCAGAGACCAACAAUCAGAACUACAAGAUGGCGAACGUGGUCUGCACUAUCUGUGGCGACAAGGGUCACGUGGCAUCUGACUGUAAGAAGACAGCGGAGGCAAACAAGGCACAGAACGUAGAUUGGAAGGCCAUGGCCGAGAAGAAGGCGCAGAUGGACAAGGACUACGGCGACAUGAUGAGCGAUCUUAGUGGAGGACAGCCGUCUGGAGCGGCACCUGGAGCUGGUGCGAGUGCCAUGGUGCCCACAUCCAUGCCCGGCGCAGUUGCUGCUGGCGGCGGUGCAGUGGAUAAGAGCAUCUUGUGUCCUGGUAGCUUGAUCGGAAAGUUGAUAGGACCUGGCGGAGCGACGAUCAAGAAGCUCGCGACGGACAGCGGCGCGCAGAUCAAUCUGGACACUGUGGCGCAGCCUGGGGGGGCCAAGACCAUCAUCAUCACGGCCGCCGAUCCAGUGGCGAGGGAGAGGGCCAAGAUGCACGUGCAGAUGUGGAUCAAGGAGAACCAGGGCGGCGCCCCCCCGUCUUUCGCGCCGCAGGGCAACCCAGGGGCGCAGAUGCAGCCCCCUGGCCUGCGGCCUGUUGGGCCCCUCGGCGCCGGAGGCCUGGCGGGCAACCCGGGCAUGGGCAUGGCGGCCGGCGCCAUGCCGAAGCCAGGAGGCAUGCCGAACAUGCCCGCGGGCAUGCGGCCACCCAUGGGCCCGGGCGGCCAGUUUGGGAACAUCAGGCCAGGGGGCAUGCCCAACAUGGGCUCCAUGGGGCCCCCGGGCGGCGUCCCGAACAUGAUGAACCAGCCCGGGGGCCAGGCGGCAGGCGGCAUGCAGCCGAAGAUGGGAAUGAUGCAGCCAGGCAUCCGACCGCCGGGGCAGUACGGCGGCAACCAGGGGCAGUACGGCGGCAACCAGGGAUACUAG
This is a messenger RNA of Prorocentrum cordatum, 1776 nucleotides long. The record is from the annotation of a GenBank genome assembly. Lineage: Eukaryota; Dinophyceae; Prorocentrales; Prorocentraceae.